Magallana angulata is the source of this 9999-nucleotide messenger RNA. Its product is annotated as unconventional myosin-XV-like. The transcript is spliced from 63 exons. The record is from RefSeq and is a predicted model, not a curated record. Gene Ontology annotation, molecular function: ATP binding; cytoskeletal motor activity; protein binding. The coding region runs from base 709 to 8907 and encodes 2732 amino acids. NCBI's taxonomy places the organism in Eukaryota, Metazoa, Mollusca, Bivalvia, Ostreida, Ostreidae. Gene Ontology annotation, cellular component: cytoskeleton; myosin complex.
UGGACAUGCUGGGCAUGUGUUGACAAAUAUUUGCAAAGUUUGUCCAUUUUAUGUUUUAAAUAUCCGGCCCAUGGUGUGCUCAAGCCAGCAUAACCAUUCAUAUGCCAGUGUAUGUAUGUAACAAGUGAAGCAUGCUAAGAUAUUUCUAUUGUGAUUUAAAUGAAUUCCUCUGAAUUAGCAGUGUGCCAGUGAAGAAACAGGUAGCCGGUUCUACUAGUGGCUGUCAGAAUUCCAAGUAUGUCACCAUUUUACUGAAAGUACGCAAAGUUUAUCAACUAUCUGUUGUCAAAUUCUUCAAUUGUUCAUCAAGGCCUGGAAAAACAUCAGUACAGGUGAAUUGAGGGGCUGAAAUUUAAUGUUAUAACUAAUUGUGUGUAUGCAAAGGGUGUGCUAGCCCAUGGAGAACUGUCAUUGAUUGGACUGUUGGAGUUGACUGUUGUAAAUUAAGGUGUUAUUAUAAAUAGACUGUUGAAACGGAAUACCUUCGCUUGUGUAUUUGAUCAACUCCCAGCAAGUGUCUGGAAGAACUUGUGUCUUCCAAAGUUUAGUUUCUGGGAUUUAUUAUAGAUAUUGGUUAUUGAUUAGCAAUACAGAUUAAUCCUGAAAAUGUAACACAGAGUGGAGAGAACAGAAAGAAAAACCUCCGAGAAAACAUGAUCAAAAUCUCCACACAGAAGAUGAGCAAUGAGUUGUGAGUGAGAGAUCAACAUGGAUGGUCCAGAAAAUGGAGAGGGGGAUCAUGGAGUGGAGGACAUGAUCAACCUCAGUGUCCUGGAUGAGAGUGUCAUACAGAGAAACAUAAGGAUCCGAUAUGAACGGGAACUCAUCUAUACUUUCACAGGAAGUAUCCUGGUUUCAGUCAACCCGUACAAAAUGUUCAACAUCUAUGGACUGGACAUGGUCAAGAAGUACGAGGGCCGCCCACUGGGCUCCAUGCCUCCACACCUGUUUGCCAUUGGAAGUGCAUCUUAUGGAAAGAUGAUGAAAGACACAGAGAACCAAGUUCUAGUGAUCAGCGGAGAAUCAGGGUCAGGAAAAACAGAGGCCACAAAGUUAAUCAUGCAGUACCUGGCUGCAGUCAACAAGUCCGGUAACAACCUCAUCACAGAGCAAAUUCUGGAGGCCAACCCUCUACUGGAAUCCUUUGGUAAUGCCAAAACAAUUCGGAAUGACAACUCCAGCCGAUUUGGGAAAUACAUUGAAGUCUUCUUUAAGCAUGGGUCCAUCGUCGGAGCACGUACUCUGGAAUAUCUAUUGGAGAAGUCACGCAUGGUUACCCAGGCCCAGGAUGAGAGAAACUAUCAUGUGUUCUACGAGAUGCUGGAAGGGAUGUCCUCAGACCAGAAAGGAAAAUACGGUCUGCAAAAUGCGGAGAAGUACUUCUAUCUUAACCAGGGAGGGAACUGUAAGAUUUCGGGGCGAGAUGACAGAGAGAAUUAUCGAGCCCUGAUGGCUGCCCUGGAUGUGCUCAGCUUUGAGAGAAGUGAACAGGACACCAUCUUCAAAAUACUCUCCUCUGUCCUUCACAUCGGAAACAUUUAUUUCAAGAAAAUUCAUGAUGAGGCUAGCCAUGACACUGUACUUCUGGGGAGUGAUGCUGAGAUCAAAUGGAUCUCCCACCUCCUACAGCUGUCGGAGGACUGGCUCAAACAGGCUCUAACCACCAAAGUCACUGAAACAAGAGGCGAUCGUGUUCUUACUCCAUAUAACAUCGAUCAAGCUCUGGACGCAAGGGAUGCUGUAGCCAAGGCUCUAUAUAGUCGCCUAUUUACCUGGCUGGUCGAGAGGAUCAACAAUAUCAUCUGUCGAGCAGAGCGAGACAAAAACACUUCCUUGGCUGUCCUUGACAUCUUUGGAUUUGAAGAUUUCCACAUGAACAGCUUUGAGCAGCUCUGCAUCAAUUAUGCCAAUGAAACCAUGCAGUUCUUCUUCAAUCAACAUAUUUUCCGUCUGGAGCAGAAAGAAUAUUCACGAGAGGGUAUCGAUUGGUCAACAAUAGAAUUCCGUGAUAACCAACCUGUGAUCGAUCUGUUGGCCAGUAAACCAACAGGAAUUCUGUGUAUCCUGGACGAUGAAUGCAGCUUUCCACAGGCAACAGAUAUGUCGUUCCUGGAGAAGUGUCACUUCCACCAUGACAGUAACAGACUGUAUGAGAAGCCGCGGAUGUCGGACCCCGUGUUCUAUGUCCAGCACUACGCUGGCAGGAUCAAGUACAAUGUAAAUCAUUUUCUGGAGAAGAAUAAGGACACUUUAAGGAGUGAUGUCAUAGAACUGUUGUGUGAAAGCAAGAACAGAAUCAUUGCUCAGAUGUUUAAGGAUAUGAGAGAUCGCCUCAUCACAAAGACCCUCAGCAAGUCGACUGGUCGCUAUGUCACCCUCAAACCCCGCACCCCCACCAUCUCCGCUGGCUUCACCGAGUCACUCCUAUCUCUGAUUGACAACAUGUCUAAAUGUAAUCCAUACUUCGUCCGUUGUAUCAAACCAAACAAUCACAAGGCCCCGAUGGUAUUCGACACAAAAGUCGUAUUAGAUCAGCUGAGAUAUACAGGGAUGUUGGAAACGAUUCGUAUACGCAAGAUGGGUUAUCCUGUCCGCAUCAAAUUCCCUAUGUUCAUUUCAAGAUAUCACUGUUUGUUGCAUGGACAAGAUCUGAACACUCGACAGCUGCCAAACACCGUGUGCCAAAUGGUCCUGAACACCCAGGGCUCAGUGUACAAGGACCUCUACAGGAUAGGUGCUACCAAGGUGUUUCUGAAGGAGAGUCUGGAGCAGGUGUUGGACAAAGAGGCCAAGAAGAUCCAGGAUGAGGCUAUCGUGCGGAUUCAAAAGUGCUCACGCAUGUUUUUGGCCCGUAAGAAAUUCCUGCGAGCAAAGACUUCCAUACACAGUUUACAAAGAGCAAUCAGGAGAUAUGCAGCCAGGAAGAAGUUCUUGUUGGUCAGAAAUGGCAUCAUCAAGGCCCAGGCCCAGUUUCGGAUGUACCGACAGCGAAAGAGAUAUCUGAAGACCCGGGAGGAGUUGAAGAGGAAACUGGAACACGAGAGGCUGAUGAGGCAGCGACAGGAGGAAGAGGCGAAGAUGGAGAGGGAGAGGAAGGCUCGACAUGAGCGCCAGAUUGCCUCGAUCACAAACCUGGACAUUCCUGGGGAGUUGGCGUUUGUGUACAAUAAGUUGGAUGAUUGGCAGUCUAUAAACAAUGAUCGGCACAUCAUUACGGUCAAUCGGGAGGUUCAACAGAUGGACCAGCACUAUCGCCUGCCAGAAGACAUCAAUGCUCACGCGUUUAGUAAAUUUACCAGUGUCUUCUUCAAGGAUCCUAACUGGGGCUUCAUGCUUAACCCCAUCAAGUCUUCCCUUACCCAAGGUGUGAAUGGAGAGGAACUGAACCAGAUUGCUGUAGCGGUCUUCAAACUGAUCCUGCGACUCAUGUAUGAUAGAAAUCUCCGAGAUCGCCAAGAAAAGGCCAUGGUUGAUUAUAUUAUUCAAAUGGGUCUACAAAAUGAGGGCUUGAGGGAUGAAAUAUACAGUCAGAUUGCCAACCAGUGCUGGAACAACCAGAAUCUGGGGGCCAUUGAGAAAGGAUGGAAUCUAAUGGCUGCCUGUCUAAGUGCCUUCCCUCCCAGCAAACGAUUAUGCAAAUAUCUUAUCAAAUUUGUGUCAGACAUAGGACUAGAGGGAUACCAGCAGCUGUGCCAACACAAGGCUCUCCAAUGUGCUAACAUAGAGCCAAAGUUCUCCCGCGUGUACCCACCUUGUCUUCUGGAGUGGAGGGCGAUACAACAGAAAGCCAACAUGGCUCUGGAGGCCAGGUUUCCUGAUGGUCAAAAAAUGAUUGGUCAUGUGGAAUCUUGGACCAACGCUGAGCUGUUCGCAAGACACCUGUUGAACAUAAGAGGCUUGCAGGAGAACAGCUAUGGCUGGACAGUGCAGGUACAAGAAGAGGUGGACUACUAUGAGAUUAUGGGAUAUGACUACGUCCUUGACAUUUUGAGUGAGAUGGAGAUACCCCCAGGAUUCCCUUACUGCAAGUCGUAUUAUCUGGCCUCAUCGGACAGGACCAGAGAACCCCCUACCAUGAGAAGAGGCCUCUACAAAAACUCCCCACAUAGCGUGGAUGAUGAGAGAUACCUGAAAUUAUAUGGAUCCCUACCCCAGCCCCUGGAAGUGAAGCACUCUCGCAUCGAGUCCAGAUCGUUCACACCAAGGAGUGGAUUCAUGGAGGAGGGUGAUGAUGGAAUCGAGUUCUCUAUGACAAGUGUACUAAAUCAAAGACCAACAGAAUUAAUGAUGGAUGGACUCUCUGGUUCAAAGUUAAACAUGAGAUAUAACAAACGUAAAGCUCCAAGUCCGCCAACUUUGAAUGGAAAUGGUGUGGUGUCAAAUGGAAUUCCAAAUGGACAUAUAACUCCUAUUGUGGAAGACUUGGAACAAGUUGGGUUGGAUCCAAGGUCCAAAUUAAACACGCGCUAUGUAAACGGUGUGCACAGUAACGGAGUGGGCACCCCAAGGACUGACGAGGACCUCAGUCCACAUUCUAAACUCAAUUCUCGCUAUGUAAAAUCAGGAGUAAUAAUCAAGGAACGUGAGCGUAUACGACGCCACGGACCAGGGAUAGGAAUGUCAAGGAAACAGAACCAGGAUCGCUAUCUGGAGCGUAUUUCUGCUGCAUCUGAUAUCUCUGCAGCGACGGGACAGUCGGACUGGUCCCACUGGGUGGAGGAUGUGUUUAACAAUGCUCUCAAUGAGCAUGUCGACACCCUGAGUGAUGCCCACACCCUGGAGAACCGACUGAAGGGAGGGGGUAAGGGUGUGCCUGGCCCAGGCAUUCAGCCUGCUCCCAUCCCCCCAACAAACCUCCCGCUACUGAAUUUUGGACUCCCAGCUAACAGCAUGCCCACCUCCCCACAAAUGGUGCCUGGGAAUGAUCCUCUACAAAUGGCCGCCCAGCAAAUGGCACAGCAGAACCAGCAACAAGCAUUGUACAAUGCCUAUCUCCAACAGAUGGCUAACCUACAGGCUCAAGCACAAGCACAGGCACAGCUUCAGCAACAGCGACAGCAACAGCAAACUCUAAUGCAGUCAGCACAGCAGCAAAUGUUGCAACAACAACUUCUGCAAAUGCAGCAGCAACAACAGGUUCCCCCAAACCUUGUGAGCCCAGCUUCCAGCUUCAAUUCUGUUGGACCAUUCCCUGUGGUGACACCCAGAGACCAACACCAGAUGAAUGGAGGGAUGCUGAUGACUUCCUCUGCACAACCAUUCAUAGCAAGUGCACAAGGGGGCCAGAUCAACAGUCAAGUAGGAAUGGGAAUACAGAUCCCAGUUUCGUCAGUGACCACAGCAGAAGUGGGCAGCUCUGGUGCCCCAAAAAAGGUCUACAAAAUGAAGAGUCAGUUUGAAGGACACACGGAACACAAGACUUUCGGCCAGCAGAAUGUGGCUCCUGUUGUAAACACAGCAUCCAUCCAAGAUCAGAUUGCAGAGAGCUCAGAGAGGAAGGAAUCUACUGUAAGGAUGGUCUCUGCCCCCGCUCCACCUCCCCCUCCAAAGUACCAGGACAAAGAAAUGAUGAGCCCCCGCAUGCAGCCUGCUCCCCCACCACCCCCACCCCCUCCCCCUGCCAUGCAAAUCACAGAGGACUCUUUUGACAGAGAAAAAGGCAUGUUUACAUUUACUGACAAACAAGGGCGUGCCAGAACUGUUCGAAUUGGAAAGGUUGUCUGGCCUCCUCCCUCGAUGGAGCAGGAGAAGAGGGCGAGGGAAGUAGGUCGGUUAGAGAUCGACGAAAAUGUGAAACAGAAUCUUCAUGACAGAUUCAGUCCUAAGAAACAGUGGAAAAAGCCAGAGGCACCCAAAGAGGAACAGAAGCAUGAGAAGGAACGCAAGAGUAAAUCUUUGGCGGAAUCUGUGCACUUGGCCACCUUACAGUUGUUGGAACAGAAACUAGGAGGGAACAAGGAACAGGAGACCAAUGAGAAGGAAAUUAUUGCCACCAAAAUUAUCCAAGAUCCAGGUCCUCCUCCGGCUGCACCGAAACCACCCGAACCAGUUAAACCACCUGAACCAGUUAAAAAGAAGGAGCCAAUCGUUCCCAGAAAACCGGCUCCUAAACCUAUACAGCAUGAACCAGAACCGAAAAAGCCAGAGAAGGAUGAGGAAGAGCAGGUAGAGCCCCCACCCCUCCCCAGGAGUGCCCCACCCCCUCUGCCUGCCCCCACCCAGGCUCUGGAGACGGUGAGUGUGAAGAAGAAGGAGCCACAGUUUCUGAUCAAUUACACAGAGCUGGAGAAGGUGGUCACACGCCUCUACCCCCAGGGAAAACAGAAGUACCUGUCCUACAGCAAUGUACCCUGGACCCUCAACCUGAGAAAAGAGGUUUUCCACCCACGGGAGCGGCUGGAGAAUCCAAUGGCCCUCCACCUUGUCUUCUGUCAGGUGGUGCAGGAUGUGUACAAUGGCGGAUGUGUCCGCAUCAACAAAGAGGACAGAAUCAAAAUGAGGGGAAUGCUGGAGAGUUAUGGAGUCAACAAAGAUAACUAUUUGAAUGGAAAUUUUAGAGACCAAGUGAAAAAGAUAAUUGUUGACACUGCUAAGGAAUGGCCAACAUAUUUUGCUAAAUUGUUCCCAGUGGCUGGUCAAGGUCAGUAUGGUGGGAUUCGUUACGUGGGAGUUAAUCACAAUGGCAUCAACUUCCUGACGAGGGAGCGGUCCCUGGUGGAGGAUUACCUAGAUGUUGUGGAGCAUCAUAAUUUUGAAGAUAUCAUUGAUGUAGUGCUGCCAACCAAAGACACAGUUCAGAUCAAUCUGAAGAGCAAGUCGGUGGUUCUGUUCACAAACAGGGCCUCACAAUUGAAGGAGAUGAUAGAUCUUUAUCUUCAGGAAUCAGACAAGGGAAACAAGUAUGUGAUAGCUAUCAAGGAGUACAUCACCAGAGAAUCCACUUUGCUGAGCUUCAGGAGAAAUGACAUCAUAAAACUCCUGGAUCCAGAAAUGGUUUUAGAAGAAGGCUGGUUGUAUGGAUCACUUAAUGGAAUGCUGGGAUACUUCCCCGCCGAGUAUGUGCGACCUUUGGCCAGACAUGAGGUUGAAAGGUCAGGUGGCAUGAAAGCUCAGUUAACAGAGCACACGAUUCAGAGAAUGAUAAGACCACCCAGCAGGGAUGGGUAUGCUGACAACAGGAGUGAAACAAGCCAGGGUACUGUGGUUCAGGAUGGCAAAUUCUCCAUGAUGGAGUUUGCUUUGUUGCAUUUCAGAGAGUCCCUUCAAAAGCCUCAAAAUUUGAGCACACCUCGCAGUGAGGCAGGGUACGUGAUGAUGCGGAAAGAAGAUGGGUCGAUUCGAGGCACCAUAAAAAUGAUAGAAAGCCUUAAACUCCGUAGCAUGGACCACGAUAAGAGAGGUAACGUUGAUUGGACCUGGAGGGAGCAGGCAGACUUAGUCAAGUGGACACGGUCCCCAAUUCAAGCAUCUUUACUGAAACUACAGCAACCUGAACUGAACAAACUAUCUUUGGAGUGUUUCCUUUGUAUAAUGAAGUUCAUGGGAGACUAUCCAAUGGGAUCAAGCCAAAAUGAAGUGGACUGUGCUCUUAAAAUUCUUAAAACUUGCCACAAAUACCCAGAACUUCGGGAUGAAGUUUACUGUCAGCUCUGCAAACAGACAACCAGCAAUAGGAGCAUGAAACCGAAGAGCUGCAUCAUGGGUUGGCGGCUGUUUGCCAUCAUUGCCUGUUACUGUGAUUGUACAGAGGCCUUACGGCCGUAUCUCUUUAAAUUUUUGGAGACAACCGCCUCUGAUACUGGCAGAACAUACAGUGGUGCCGCCUCCAUCUGUCUACAAAAUCUCCGCAAAACAUUCAAAUAUGGAGGACGUAAAAAUGUUCCUCUUACUGAAGAAAUCAGUGCCCUGGCUAAUGGGAGAAUUUCAAAGAGAUUUGCCUUCAUCUUUAGUGGGUGUGAAAAAGAGGGAAUGGUCCAAAUCAAGCCAUGCACAGUUGUCAGAGAUGCAGCUGAAGAAAUCUGUGCCAGGUUGAACAUUAGUGACAGUGUGGAGAUAGAAGAGUAUACCUUAUUCCUGAGAACAAAAGAUGAUAUGAUGGGUGUAGUGUUUAGUCGUCUCAAGCCUGAGGAGUACGUUCUCGAUGUGACGGCAGACUUACAUCGUAACAACAGCAGCUAUGAUCUGGUCUUCCAACGGACUGUGUGGUACUUCCCUCUGCGACCCACCGACAACAUCAUGUACAAUGAACUCAUGUUCUUCCAGAGUCUUCCUGACUACCUUGAAGGUCUCGUAGUGGUUCUAAAAGACGGCCGCCUCAGUCGGCGAGAUGAGGAUGACAUUGCCAUUCUUGGAGCCUUACUACACAGAGGUUAUGAUAGGGUCGGCCUGCCAACUAUAAAAGACUUGCAGUUUUUGAUUCCGGAGACGGUGCGUAAAAUGCCAGACUAUCAGCCUCAACAAUGGCUGAACCGAGUCCAUGCCAACAUUCACGACAUCUCAAGGAGGGGUCCUAUGGAGUGUAAAGCAAGAUUUGUAGAUAUUCUCUCACGUUGGCCUUUGUUCGGAUCCACAUUUUUCAGCAUAAGGAAUCCCCCUACACAGCCAGCAAUCAAAGGGGAAUGUAUCCUAGCCGUCAACAAGCAUGGCAUCCACUUCCUGAGCCUGGACACUCAUGAAACAAUUCUGCACUACUCAUUUAGUGAAGUGCUGUCAACUCGACGUUAUCGUAGUGACAAUGGGGACAAUUAUCUCGACAUGAAAUUGGGUAACUUAAUGGUACAGAAGAUUGUCAGAAUUGAAACAAAUCAGGGAUCGGAUAUUUCGAAUUUGAUUGGUCAAUACAUGCAGGUGAUAAAUCGACACAAGAAGCGGCCAAACGACAAAAUGAGUUUGCAACGAUACCACUGACAGUGAUUGGUUAACUACUUAACAUGUACAGAACUGUGUAAAAAUGAAACCACUUUGUGUAUUCUGUGAUAUAUUUAUGUGCUUUAUCAGUUUAGUGCAAAUGUACAGGCUUUAUGGUAACCUUGUGUGUCUGUGAUGGGGACCAGUUGACUCCGAUUAAGGACUCGCACAAAAAUUAACAUUGGUUGGAAAAUAGAGAAAAGAGUCAGAUCUUAAAUAUAUAUUCAGAGCACUUUUAUAUUUCAAUCUGCAGAUUACUCUCCUUUUGUAAGUUUGCAAUGGAAACAAAUCAAAAGAUGUGGGGGAUGAACCUCCACAUCCAUAGAUUUCUUCUGGAUAACAUUUACGGGUUUCCCUCUUUGAUGUCAACUGUACGAAGUAUUCGUUGAUUUGAGUGUACACUUCUGUAGUUUGUAUCCUGGUAUGAGAUGUUUGUUACCCCAAUGUAAAUAUCUGUUUAUUUCUACUUUGUUCAGAUGUUAUGAGGAUUAUACAUUAUUUGUUGAUAUAUUCUUUUUGUAUUUUUGUGACAGCACAGAGCAGUCUUAAGGACUGGGUUCAGUAGUGCUAUUGUCCUAAACGAUUCCACUGAGUUACAUUCCUACAAAAUCUGACAGAGAUGUUUUCCCUGUACUCUGUCUGACUUAGUCAUUUGGCUGCAUAAUAUGACCCUUCUUGUGUUUAUGUGUUUCUUUACCCUGUUGCUUUAACUAGUACAACACGACAACUGCUAUUGGAAUUUCACUUUUCUAAAGUUUAACUAUUUCCAAAUAGCAACAGCAAGUAAAUGUUGACCUUAAUACUAGACAGAAAAUUUUCUGUUAAGGAACGAUUGAAGAUUGUGUCCUCUGUUACAACUUGUGUCCAUGGACUUGCUGUUUAGUGUUCAAUACCAAAUCAAAAUCUGCCAGAUCUGACCUAGUUUCGUUCUAUAUGUACAUGUAUGUAGUCUUAUUGUAUGUGCAAUCACAUGUACCCUAUAUAUAAAUAUAUAUUUACAUAUCAUUUCGUAUACAAUUUACAUAUCAAAUGUAUCAUUUUUUCUGACAUAUUUUUUAUAUUUUCAUGAUGAAUAAUAAACCAUGAAAUGUU